This is a messenger RNA of Racocetra persica, 650 nucleotides long. Lineage: Eukaryota; Fungi; Glomeromycota; Glomeromycetes; Diversisporales; Gigasporaceae. The record is from the annotation of a GenBank genome assembly.
GUGUUUCAUCGACAACGUGGAGAAGAAUAACCGAGAACGUGUUGGUCAAAGCAGAAGCUAAUGGAACUUUGGUUUCGUAUUAUAGAGAUCAUAAAGAUAAGUAUAUGUGUUCUAAUUGUUAUAACACGAUUGUAGUAAAUGGAUUAAGCAUUUUUAAGGAACAUGCUAUAGAAUAUAAGAGGGGAUUAAAAAGACAUAGAGAGGACGAUAGCCUUUCUAUGUCUGAAAGUAUUUUUUUAUUAACUAACAUUAUUGUUGAAAGAGAAAUUAUAGGAAACGAUCCACCCAUUGUUUCAUUUUCUAAGCUUCGAUCUAUCACUAAAGGCAAGAAUGUAUUUAAGAAAGAUAUUUCACUUUUUGUAAAUUUGAUAGAACUUUUGACAGAUGCUAUAGAUGCCUUAUCACAUGCUGGUAUAAUGAUUUUACAAAGGUAUCUUGAUAAAGAGAAGACAGCUAUCAUCGAUAAUCAUCUGUCUAAGUUUCAUCGCGAAAUAUCUUUGGACAAGAAGCUUGAAAAUAUAACUCUUCACAAAUACAAUGAUCGCAUAAGAGAACGACGAGAAGAGCGUAAAAUGAAGAACACAAUGCUUCUAGACUUUUUUGAAUUAAGUCUUAAGGAUAUGAAUUCGUAUAUUAAUACUUUACAACAA